Linderina pennispora is the source of this 1107-nucleotide messenger RNA. Its product is annotated as Cu,Zn superoxide dismutase-like protein. Lineage: Eukaryota; Fungi; Kickxellomycota; Kickxellomycetes; Kickxellales; Kickxellaceae. Gene Ontology annotation, biological process: removal of superoxide radicals. Gene Ontology annotation, molecular function: copper ion binding; superoxide dismutase activity. The record is from RefSeq and is a predicted model, not a curated record. The coding region runs from base 182 to 982 and encodes 266 amino acids. The transcript has 2 exons.
CUCCGCUUCGCAGCGCUGCCUACCUUUUCUGUUAAAUAGCUCUACUGCAAGGCGCUGUUUUUGCCUGCCCCUUAUUGUCGCUUUUCUCUUCGCUGCUGUGCAUUGCAUUCUCUCUCUCCUUUUCAUUUGCCCACACUGCCUUUUCUACCAAAUAGUAAAAAACCUGCCACAUCCAUCCAUCAUGAAGUUCAUCUCAUUUGCCAUCGCUGCCCUCGCUACCGCUGACCUGAAGGGCAAGGCAGGCAUCUCGGCCAAGGUCGAGUUCUCCCAGGCCAGCAAGGGCGUCAACGUCAAGCUGACGGCUACGGGACUGAAGACCGGGGUGCAGUACCCGUACCACAUCCACGUCAGCCCAGUCCCCUAUGACGGCAACUGCACGGCCACCGGCGGGCACCUGGACCCGGCCAAGAUCAAGGUGGCCGACAAGCCGUACAAGUGUGACGCGAAGGACCCGGCCAAGACGUGCGAGCUGGGCGACCUGGCGGGACGGCACGGCAACCUGACGGCGGAUGCCACGGGCGCGGCCUCGGUUACGUACGUGGACUCGAUUCUGGCGUUUAGCGGCGUGGACACGAUCCUGGAGCACUCGGUUGUGAUCCACGGCGCCGACAAUGCGCGCCUGGCGUGCGGCAACAUUGUUGUGGCCAAGUCAGGCGAGGCAUCGUCCGAGCUCCCGUCGUCGGGUGCCAUGCACGAGAGCGCGUCGGACGAGAGCAACUCCGUUGCCACUGGCGUCGAGAGCAAGACCGGCGGUGCCUCGUCCAUCGCCGCUAUCUCGGGCGUUGUCGCUCUGGUUGCUGCCGGCCUUUGCCAUCUAAGCCCUAGCAUCGGGAGCUGCCUGUGCGCAAGUCUCCAUGACUCUUUGUGGCUCUCACUCCAGCCUUCACCCCCUCCCGCUUUUGCUGUUAUAUUCGCUUUUUAUUCCUUUCUCUCCGAGCAAGCUGAGCACCCCUUCUAUCCGGCCUUCAUUCGUUCUCAUUAGUUUUCUACAAUAAAAGCCGAUUUGUGCAAGGCGCUACUAUUCUCAUACGAGCACCGACAGAGAUGUGGUGUUCGCUUGCCGCGUCUGUCCGCCACCUCCGUUUUGCUGCCAUUGCCUUUGUGGGU